AUGGCACUAAAGGAGAAGAAGAACAUCGAUCAUAUCGACGUGAAGGGCAAGAGGGUCCUCCUCCGCGUGGACUUCAACGUCCCUGUGAAGGAUGGGGUCAUCACGAAUGACCACCGCAUUCGCUCCGCCCUGCCGACGAUCCAGAAGGUGCUGGAGUCUGGCGGUAGCUGCGUGCUGAUGAGCCACCUUGGCCGCCCAAAGGGCGUGUCGAUGACAGCAGCGGCUGCUUCCGGCGGCAGCAGUGUGCCUGGCUACGAGGCGGGAGCGACGCUGGAGCCUGUGGCAAAACGCCUCAAAGAACUCCUCAACCUUCCGGUCGCCUUUGCGCAGGACUGCCUGAACGCCGCAUCCAUUGUUGAGGAUUUGCAGCCUGGC
Molecule: messenger RNA, 375 nt
Organism: Trypanosoma conorhini
Lineage: Eukaryota; Euglenozoa; Kinetoplastea; Trypanosomatida; Trypanosomatidae
Product: phosphoglycerate kinase
Exons: 1
Biological process (GO): gluconeogenesis; glycolytic process
Cellular component (GO): cytosol
Molecular function (GO): phosphoglycerate kinase activity; ADP binding; ATP binding
Source: RefSeq, a predicted model, not a curated record